GGAGGAGGGAGUCCAAGCUCUGAGAAACAUCACUCCAUCUCUCUCACUCCACAGGAGCUGAGCAAGGAGCAGGACAAUGUUUGACAACACACAGUACCCCUAUAACUGCUUUAAUUAUGAUGGGGAUGAUUAUCCUACCUGUAGUUCUGAUGAAGAGAAAAAAUUCACCAGACCAGCGUACAGCUACAUUGCCUUAAUUGCAAUGGCCAUCCAGCAAAGUCCUUCAAAUAAAGUCACCCUCUCUGGCAUUUAUGACUUUAUAAUGAAGAAAUUUCCUUACUACAGAUCAAAUCAAAGAGCCUGGCAGAACUCCAUCCGACAUAACUUAUCACUUAACAGUUGUUUUGUAAAGGUUCCCAGAACAGAAGGGAAUGAGAAGGGGAAAGGAAACUAUUGGAGCUUUGCAACAGGAUGUGAAUCCAUGCUGGAUCUCUUUGAAAAUGGGAAUUACAGGCGAAGACGGAGGAGGAGGAAUGUGAAAAGGGAACAUAAGGAGCCGAGACCAAGCAGGGGGAAAAGUCCUUCAUCCUCCGAUAUGUCUUCUAUGGACUCUGCUUUAAACAACAUUUCCUCUUCUGAAAGUAAGCACGGAAGAAUUGAAUCAGGCCCAAGACUGCUGGAGCCUCGUGGGUUUGCUCCAAACAGCAUGACCAACAGGCAAAGCCUAAGCAAUUCCUCCUUAGCAAAAUCGGAUUCUGAAAUUAAAUUCAGCAUUGAUUACAUCCUUUCAGCCCCCGACCCUUUGCCUGUCCUGAGAUCUCAAUAUAAUAUGCAAGAAAAUAAAUAUCAUCUGCUGGAGGCUCAACAAAUUAAUCUCCAGUUCUGGACAAUGUGAUGUUACUUAUUCAUGGCAAAAAGUCUGAGUUGCAGUGUAUUCAGCAGCCUCAUGUCACUGAAAACCAGCUGCUUGCCUCCUCGUCGUCUUCACAAGCAGUACUCAGAAAGGGUUACUGAUUCACCAGCCGAUGCUCUGUCUGUACCCAAAGAACUUUGCUAAGAUAAGAGCAUAAAUAACAGUUACCAAUAUCAGUUUUCAUUAUGCUGAAAUUCAUGAAAUUCUAGCUUUGGUUUCUAAACUGUCGUGGGCACCAUUUAACACCACAAAGAAUUUCCUUUCUCAAGCAGAAUCUGACAGAAAAAAGACUUGCUUAUCACCCAUUGCUGUAUUAAAGACAAAGUGAAUUUGAUUCCACUUUCACUAGUGGAAAUUAGGAUUAAUUCCACUGAAGUAUAUAGGUCAGAACUUAAGCUGAUCUAAAAUAGUGUAAUUCUGUCAACUUACACUGGCUGAGAAUGUAAGGGGGGGUGACUUCACUUUCUUAAAAGGAAUCACAGAGUAUCACUCUGUCUUCCCUUAGUCUUUAUUUUAACAUCUUGUUUCAAACUGUUUUGCAGCUUUCACUCAUCAUCAAUG
Molecule: messenger RNA, 1414 nt
Organism: Neopsephotus bourkii (Bourke's parrot)
Lineage: Eukaryota; Metazoa; Chordata; Aves; Psittaciformes; Psittacidae
Gene: FOXL3
Product: forkhead box L3
Exons: 3
Coding region: 77-835 (252 amino acids)
Biological process (GO): regulation of transcription by RNA polymerase II; cell differentiation; anatomical structure morphogenesis
Molecular function (GO): DNA-binding transcription factor activity, RNA polymerase II-specific; RNA polymerase II cis-regulatory region sequence-specific DNA binding
Source: RefSeq, a predicted model, not a curated record